UUUUUAAUUAUCUGAUCAUUUUAAGUCAUAUUUCUUCUCACCAGGUAAAAGAACAAAAUGGCAAGAGGUAAUCGCACCACCGUGACAGAAUUUGUCCUCAUGGGAUUCACAGAUCGCCCUGAGCUUCAGCUCCCCCUCUUUGUGGUAUUCCUGGUGAUUUAUCUAAUCACCCUGGUGGGAAACUUUGGCAUGAUCCUGCUCAUCAAGGCAGACUCACGACUUCACACACCCAUGUACUAUUUCCUCAGUCACCUGGCUUUCAUCGAUCUCUGUUAUUCAUCUUCUAUUGGGCCCAAAAUGCUGCAAAAUUUAUUGGUGAAGAAAAAAACCAUCUCCUUUUCAGGCUGUUUUGCUCAGCUGUACUUUUCCAGUGCUUUUUCCACUACUGAAUGCUUCCUCUUGGCUACCAUGGCCUAUGACCGCUACAUGGCCAUCUGCAACCCCCUGAUCUACACAGCCAUCAUGACACAACGGGUCUGUAAGGAGUUGGUGGUAGGCGUCUACACCUACGGCUUCCUGAACUCUGUGAUACAGACAAUACUGACUUUCCAGCUGUCUUUCUGCAACACCAAUGUGAUCCACCACUUCUAUUGUGCCGACCCCCCUCUCCUUGCACUCUCCUGCUCUGAUACCCACAACAAAGAGAGGCAGCUCCUGAUCUUCUCAGCAGUGAAUCUCACUGGAUCCCUCAUGACCAUCCUCAUCUCCUACAUCUGCAUCCUGGUCUCUAUUAUAAAAAUUCAGUCUUCCCAGGGCAAAUGUAAAGCAUUCUCCACCUGUGCCUCUCACCUCACUGUGGUCACCAUCUUCUAUGGAACAUUAUUUUUUAUGUACCUGCAGCAACCAAAAACAGGGAAUUCAUGGAGGUAUAGCAACGUGAUCUCUGUGUUUUAUAGUCUUGUAAUUCCCAUGCUUAACCCUCUCAUCUAUAGCCUGAGAAACACAGAGGUAAAGGAUACCCUGAAAAAAAUGUUAGAGGGCAAAGCUUCACAGUGAGUGGGAUACUAAGAUGUAGCACUGAGGACAGCUGUAUACGCCAAGCAGAUGUAAAAGGAGCAGGCCAACUGCUAUCCAGUAAGAAACUAGUUAAUUGAAUUGAGGACUUUCAUGGCCCAAAAUAAUGAACCACCUGAUGGACAUAAGUCAUAUUAAAUCUAAGUGGUAGUCAUGAACUAAAUAGAAUUUAUUUGCCAGCUAGAAUAAUUAUGUCAAUAAUUAUGUAUGUCCUUCAUGUGUUAAAGAUGAAAGGGCUGACUAACACUUCAGAAGGAAUUGAGCUCUACAGUCAUAAAAAUCCUCAAAGCCCAUAUUCUGAGUAAAACUGUACAUUAAUGAUGAUGGAUGUAAACUCCCCACAUCGAGCAUCUUGUUAUUAAGCAUUUUCUAGUUUAAUGCAGUCUAUAUCCGAGCAAGCUAUUUGUUAGUCUUAAAAAGCACUCUUUCCUAACAUGAUGCUGUAUGUGGUAGUUAAAUUACAAAGAACAUCUCAGAAAAAUCUUAUUUAAUCCAAAUGUAGUUGCAAUCCUCUGUGCUUUAAACAAGCAAUAAAAAAACCAGUGUAGUACUAAGGAAAGGAAAGAUGGGGCUCAGCCAAGUGUGGAAUGUGUUUGGGAAAAGCAGUUUAGUUGGAGCAGAUAAGGGUGGGGAUUGAGGUACUUUUUAAGAUAUUAAAAGCGGUCAUUAUUUAACAAUCAAUGUUUAUUUUUCCUUGUCUCUUGAAAGCACAUCUACAGUGGCUUUUUCUUUCCUUUUAUCAUUCUUUCUUCCUUACUUUCUUUCUAGAUUUCUUUCCUUCUUUGGGAGUCAGGAAUUAUGAAAAAAAGAGAAAAGCAGAGUUCCCUGAUGAAACUACAUUGUGGUGUGCAUGUUUCUGAGAAAUAAAAUCAUUGUAUUGAUCGAGAAAAAUAUUUUAGUUUUAUGACAUUUUCUGUAUUCUUUCUUUCCA
This is a messenger RNA of Peromyscus leucopus (white-footed mouse), 1945 nucleotides long. RefSeq names its product olfactory receptor 1030-like. The coding region runs from base 58 to 996 and encodes 312 amino acids. The record is from RefSeq and is a predicted model, not a curated record. The transcript has a single exon. Lineage: Eukaryota; Metazoa; Chordata; Mammalia; Rodentia; Cricetidae. Gene Ontology annotation, molecular function: olfactory receptor activity; G protein-coupled receptor activity; odorant binding. Gene Ontology annotation, cellular component: membrane. Gene Ontology annotation, biological process: sensory perception of smell; G protein-coupled receptor signaling pathway.